GAGGAGCUCUCAAUAAGACGCAGCUGCGGUUUAUUGAAGCAUACAAUGCGAGAUCGAGUCGAAGAAAGUCAUGGCUCGGUUGGCUCAGAAAAACCACAAAGGCAAAACGAAAAAGAGAAGAAAAAAAAAUUUAGAAACACAACCAUUUGUCGUGACUCAUACUUAAACUUUUUUACUUUCUCCUCAAUUGUCAUAUAAAAACUCCACCCCAAAAUAAAACACACAUAGAAGAUUUGUUACAGUGUUUUAUCUCAUUGCAGAUUCUUUCAAUGGACGAUCAGCUUUUCAAUCGUGAAUUGUGGUCUCAAAUAUUCGGAUACUUGAGCAUUGCGUGUUGGAUCGUCGUCUUUACACCACAAUUGAAAGAAAACUACAUCCGGAAAAAUACCGAUGGUGUGUCCAUUUCAUUCCUACUGUUCUGGAUCUUUGGUGAUAUAUUCAACUUGCUUGGUAUCAUCCUUGAGAAUCUGUUAUUGACAAUGCUGCUUCUUGCAUUGUACUAUUUAUUUGCGGAUGUGUUAUUGAUGGGUCAAGUUGUUUAUUACCGUACUCAUUACCGUCGUCAAAAAGUGGAUGAGAUCGUGGUAGCGUCCGAUGCGUCCAUCUCUGAGCCAACAUUGGCCUAUACCUCUCAUACUGUGAUACCCCCUUCUUCUCGUCGAUCCAGCCACUCCAGCCACUCCAGUUCCAGUAGUUCAUCUUCCAGCAGCAGCGACGACAGCCAUUGUGUGGUUGCACUGGAAAGAACUCCGCUGAUUCAAAAGACCCUCAGUCGCGAGAGCUCUUACACCCUGCUUGCCACUACCUCGCGAGAAAUGUCCCCCAGAACGCGUCGGCUCGUUCGAUACUUUACGUUCAUCAGUGUUCUCCUGUGGUUGGGACUCGCGAUAGGCAGUGUGGUGUUCUUCUUUUUCCCCAGUGAUCCAAAAGACAAGGUUGAUCUCAGUCACUGGCGUCUCGUUCCCCAAUUGCUAGGCUGGGCAAGUGCCAUUCUGUAUUGCACCAGUCGUAUUCCUCAGAUCAUGCAAAACUUUCGAAACGAGAGCGUGGAAGGUUUGAGCUUGUCCAUGUUUUUGUUCAGUGUCAUGGGCAAUUUGACCUUUUGUUUUUCCAUUUUCCUUCAAUCCAUGGAUCGCACGUAUUUAUUGGUCAACUAUCCAUGGCUCCUCGGCAGUGGUGGUACCUUGUUCUUUGAUUUUACGGUAAAUGGUUCGCCUCGCAUGAUAUUAGAUUCUUUUUUUUACUUAUCUAUCACACGUCUGGUUUAGAUCUUUUUCCAAUUCUAUACCUACCAUAAGAGCGGGCAUGAUAAGGAUGAAUUGGCCAAACUUGCUGGUCGAGCAUCAUCAUUGGAGAAUUGAGAAUGAAUACAAACAACGUUCAUAUUUUUUUUCUUAUGCCAACUUGGAAUUGGUCUUCAUGUUUGGUGACGAUUCUCGGAACAUUGUCCGAGCUUCUUG
Messenger RNA from Radiomyces spectabilis, 1460 nucleotides. Its product is annotated as PQ loop repeat-domain-containing protein. The record is from RefSeq and is a predicted model, not a curated record. The coding region runs from base 270 to 1268 and encodes 332 amino acids. The transcript has 4 exons. NCBI's taxonomy places the organism in Eukaryota, Fungi, Mucoromycota, Mucoromycetes, Mucorales, Radiomycetaceae.